AUGCCUCUCAAAAUCAAGAUCUCUAGACCCUCCAUCCCUGCAGAGCCCAGGCCUACCAAGCGACGUAUCCAGAGGAUAGACUCGGACGACGAAGACUCGGAGACCGCAGCCAGCGCCCAGGAUGCAUUGGGCCCCAGACCAAAGAAGGCACGAACAAUCAGCGGAGGAGCCUCCAACCACUCAGAGGAGGAUAAUUAUGCUGGCGACGCCGCGGACGAGGAUAUAGACAUCGAUGGCGACGUCGAAGACACCCGCUUCCUCCCCGAUGCUUCACCUCCCGCCUCCCAUCCACUCUCUCCCGGCCCGAGCGCUACGCGCAGGUUAUCCAAUGCUACAGCGUCUUCAAGCAAGUCACGGGCGAAGGACAAGGGGUCGAAGUCUUCCAAGUCUAGCAAGUCGUCUGGGAAGAAGCGGAGAGCGGUGGUUUGGACGGACGAUGAGGACGAGGAGUUCGAUGACCCUGACGUCGUGAUCACCGAUGAUGAAGAUUUCAACCUGGACACGGAGUACUCUAGCAAGAAAAGCGGCGUGAAGGGAAAGAAUGGGAAGAUAGCUGCGAAGACGAGCGGGAAGGGCACCGCGACGAAGAAAGAGGACAAGGAGAUCACGUUCCGCGAUGAGCGAAAAAUCGUCCAGCCACCCGCUGCAGACCCCGUCAAGCGCGUGAAAGAGGAUGAGGGCAUAAGGUCUACUCCCGAUCCCAUGGACGAGCCUAUUCCGAAAAAGCGCAAACUACCCCCAAUCAAGAAGAACAAGCCUGCGGGAUCUAUUUUGACGGGCCCUUCGACUUCUGCUCCUGUCAAGCCGCCUGCGGCUACUCCGGCUAAGAAGGAAGAGACUAUACCAACCACUACCCUAACUCCCGCGCCAACCAGCAAUCAAGUCGGCGUGCGGAAGCCCGCUGGGGCCUCCACAGAUUUGAACCUGCUUGACUCUUCCGUGUACUCCGAGCUAUUCAUGCGAGCACCGGGAGGUUCGACGCCUAAUUCAGGGCUGAACAGAAAGCAAAAGGAAGAAGAGCGGAGGAAGGAGCUGAACAAGAUGCGGGAGGAGGCCCGCGCGAAGCGAGAAGCCGAAGCUAAGCAUGCAUUCGACUUGCAGGCCGGGCCCGAGAAGAUCCAGCGGUACGAAGAGGUCUUGCGAGCCCACCACUCUAUCGCGCGAUACCCUAAUUUGCUUGGAGCUGCUUUCAAGGAAAUAGCUGACCGUAACCGUGAGCGUCUCGCAGCCCAGCAAUGA
Messenger RNA from Dichomitus squalens LYAD-421 SS1, 1239 nucleotides. RefSeq lists its product as uncharacterized. Lineage: Eukaryota; Fungi; Basidiomycota; Agaricomycetes; Polyporales; Polyporaceae. The transcript has 4 exons. The coding region runs from base 1 to 1239 and encodes 412 amino acids. The record is from RefSeq and is a predicted model, not a curated record.